Molecule: messenger RNA, 3349 nt
Organism: Amoebophrya sp. A25
Lineage: Eukaryota; Dinophyceae; Syndiniales; Amoebophryaceae
Source: the annotation of a GenBank genome assembly
CUUAAUACUACAUCGCUUAGAAGUCUACUUUUUGUCGUUCUACAGCAUGUGAACGCAGCUAUACGACACGACCAUCUAUGGCUCUCUGUGCCCUUUUGUCCCUUGCGUUUCUGCAUCCCGUAAUGCUAAUCUAACGGCGAUUCGGAAAUGGAAAUGCCAGACAGCGAAGCAGAACUAGAUGAAGCAUUCACUGAAGUGUGUGACUAAGGAGGGGGUAACGUCGUGAACGUGAUAUCAAGAAGGACAAGGUCCCAUCUUCUGAUUAUUUGGUGCGGCGCGUAUAGCAAUCCUGUGGGCAGAGGAAGAACGCAAACACAGGUGUGAGGUGGAGUAACAAGCGUGGAUGUGGUGUAACCGGACGAUGGUCAUCGAAGAAUAUUAGCGCAUCCCUCAUCAUCUAGUUCUAGCCGCGUUCGGUCUUUGAAAUGCUACAUCUUCUGCGUCUGUGAUCGUCCUGCACCACUGCGAGCACAACUGACGCUACUUAGAUUCUACUCGUCCUGUCGUUGCGGUUGCCUUCCAAAGAGUCCAGCAACAAGACCUCAUCUUCAAGAUGGAGCGUCUUUCAGCAAGUGCGGUCCGUCCUAGUGCGGAAUCGCGCAUAGAAAACGCGAUGAAGCACCUGGAGAACCCGUUUUUGGUGGAGACGAGAGCGGAUCUUUCACACGCCAAAGCACCAAGGCCAAGCAGCAUCAUGAAAAUGGAUGCAGCUUUCGUUGCAAACAGGCAGAAACUUUACAUUAUGGUUGGAAAUCCGAAUGAUCUUCCUCUUCGUGGUUUUUAACGGUUCACUCUUCUGCGUGAUCAUGAGGAGAGACUUCUGGAGGAUCCUGGCAGUGUCAUUUUCAUUUGAUGAAGCCUCGCCACUUCACAUCUUCAACAUGUUGAUUCAUUUUCAUCUCUUUAAUACUCUGCUCAAGAUAUUUCUUACUCAAACUUUUCAUCUCUUUAAUACUCUCAACCUCAAGAUACUUACUCAAACUGAAAGAACUCAACUUUUCCACUAGCUACUCUGGAGCGGCGCUCUCUAAUGAGAAUAAAGACGGUCAAGAUCCUAACAUCUUCGACCCCUUAGAACGAAAGCUGGAUCCGAGGACGGCGCAAGAAGAAAGGGACUUCCUAACGAAUGCAGCCAACGCUUUGCUUAUGAAACAAAAAAUUAUAGCAAUAGCAAGAAUAGGAAGAGAACACUUUUAUUUAGUAUGAAAAAUUAUACUAUGUUUUUGUUGAAGAUAUUACUUGUCUUACUGUUACACUUAGAAACAAAUUAUACUAUGAAGAUAUUAGUUGUCUUACUGUUAUACUUAGAAACCCUGCGAUUACUUAAUUUCAAUUCCCGCUUUUCGACGAAAUGAAUGAUACUGAAAGUAGGUUGAUUGUUGAUGCAAGAUCUGAUACUGAAAAUUAGACUCGACAAGGGCUUUCCCUUCUUCAUCUUUUGAUGCAUAAGUGGUCUUAACCAACCUCUUACUUUCGCUUUCCCUUGGACUACUACUAGCAGUACUGCUUCAACUAGCUACUUCUACUACCACAUAGGAGGUGUUACAACUCUACUUACCUUAGUUGUUCUUAGGUGUUACAACUCUACUUACCUUACAGUUCUUGCUCUUCUUUAUUUGCUUUCCUUCUUCAUCUGCUUCCUCGGCCAAACCUUCCCCGUGGUAAACGAGGCUGGAACAAAGCUUCAGCGGGAAAUGAACAAGAUCGAGGAUGGGGUGGUGACUAUUAGGGCUCAACUUUCAUUGGUCAUAGAAGUUGGCCACUGAAAUCGAAGAGGGUCCCCUUGAGAUAACAGGGAAAAAUGAAGGGAAAGGGGAGAGCCUUGGAGGGGGUCUCUUCCGUUCAGAGUCAGUGACCAGUGAAGGCUGAGCUUUAAGACUAGGAUGGCCGACUUCUUGGAAGCUCAGAGGACCAAGUGGACAGAGGAAAAGAUGACACUACACCAACAGUUGAUAAGGCUUGAUGUUAAAGCGGCAUUGCCAUUGCAUUCUUGAGUAGUUGUUUCCUGGCUUUUUUAUUGUUGUUGUUGUUUUCGAAACUGUUCCAAUAGGAAAGAAGCAAGUCCGGGUGGAUAUUCCGAAGAAUGCAAGUAUGCCGCAGCCUCUAAAAUUGGACUCGUACAAAACAACAGCGCAAACGGCUCUGCAGUCCCUUCAGGCAUAUCAACAGAGGAUGAAGGACUUAGAAAACCUCAAGGAAGGGCGCGCACGCUCUGAGUCACUUGCGAAAUUAUGAGUCUACUUGGUGAUGCGUUUUACUUUUAUUCGUAGAGCUCUUGUUCAUCUUUGUCGUAGAGAUUGGAAGCGAGCGCCGUCUUUCAACACCUCCACGAUUUUCUACUAGAGUGCUGCUCCGAAGAAAAAAACUAUAAUUUUGAAUGAACUGCAGCGCUUGCUUCAUCGGCAACAUCUCCAUCUUCUCGUCCUUUACCUUGAUCUCUAAUUUUGAAUAAACUCUCUCCUCUAACAAAAGAGCUCAAACUGAAACUGGACGAACUGACUUUGGAACACGAUGAUUUGAGUCUGAUAGUCCGACGCCACCAAGACGAUGAAAAUCCUCACUUAACCGAAAUCAAGGAGGAACUUCUGAUUGUCCGUGACGAACAUUGGCUCAAGUUAGCGGAAGUACGUCAAAAAAUCGAUGCGGAGAAACAAGAUUUUAUGAAAGAAUUCUCAUUCCGUUUGUUGUUGUUCAACUUCAAACGCUACCGGAGCCGCUUGCAAAACUAUGCUGAUAAAUGAGAUGAAUGCUAAGAUUCUUAGAAUGCUUGCAUGGUUGGAAGUCCUCAUGUACAAGCAAUAGCGUGAACAUCAUCUUAGAAAUAGUCCCAAUGCAAAGUAAGGCAGGUCUUUUUGAUUUCGAUUAACAAGCCACAGGAUCAUGUGGAUUCUUCUUGUUCAUAAUCCUGUCCACCGCCAUGCAAGCUAUGAAGGAGGAGAGAAGGCGGAUUAUAGAGCAGAAUGAUGCGAAUAUCUUCAAGCAGUCGGACGUCAUCUACCGGUUAGACGUGGAACUUGCGAAAGCGAUCGGAGAAAUUGGGUUUUUGGUGGACGAAAAUCGCGUGCUUGCUUAUGGCGUGAUGCUGAUAGUUGUACUGGAACUAACACGGUCAAACCAGCGCUGCGAUGAAGCAAUGAACAAGAUAGCGACGACAAGUCGUAUCGAUGAAUACUGAAUUAUACUUCAUCUAACACGAGGAAGUGCAAGUGGAAGAUGAAUACAGUAAUCCAAUUUUUACAUACCCUGUUACUUCUAACACAUCCAGCAGAACUAUCGAUUACGUAUUAAAGUCGCGAAUGCAGGUCUCAGGUUGCCACCAGACUUUUUUGCGGUCAUAAGAAAGACUGAC